Molecule: messenger RNA, 294 nt
Organism: Racocetra persica
Lineage: Eukaryota; Fungi; Glomeromycota; Glomeromycetes; Diversisporales; Gigasporaceae
Source: the annotation of a GenBank genome assembly
AAGUUUUCGAAUUAGAUGACUUAGUAAACCAAAUUGACACAAAAAAAGAAUUAAAAAAUGAACCGGCAAUUGAACUCUUUAAAGUACGAAAAACAGUAAAGGAUUUAAAGAAGAGAGAAGCUUUGGCAAAUAUAGAGAAGAAUAGGCUCUUGGCGAAAUUGAAAGCAUUUGAUUCAUCAUUAGCUAAAAACAGCCAUAAAUUCUUUAACAAUUGUGAAAUUGAAAUUAUUGAAUCAAAUAUAGAAUUUCUUGAUUAUUUUAUUCAUAGAAAAUUAAUUCCUAUAAUUCAAAAAA